Messenger RNA from Pangasianodon hypophthalmus (striped catfish), 5365 nucleotides. RefSeq names its product OPA1 mitochondrial dynamin like GTPase (gene opa1). Lineage: Eukaryota; Metazoa; Chordata; Actinopteri; Siluriformes; Pangasiidae. The record is from RefSeq and is a predicted model, not a curated record. The coding region runs from base 176 to 3253 and encodes 1025 amino acids. Gene Ontology annotation, molecular function: microtubule binding; GTP binding; GTPase activity. Gene Ontology annotation, biological process: mitochondrial fusion. Gene Ontology annotation, cellular component: microtubule; cytoplasm; mitochondrial membrane. The transcript has 31 exons.
UGUCAUGACCUUUUUGGGUUUGACAGAGCACUUGCAAUGUCCUUGUUAGAAAGCAGGCUGUCUAGUGAGUGACCAUUAGUGGGGAAGAGAAAGAAAAAAACAUGGAAUAAAUUUUUUUUAAAAAUCUUCUUAGACCUUAUUCAUGAAUAAACAUCUUUAAUUUCCUGUAAAGAAGAUGUUACGGGCCGGACCUGCUGUUGCCUGCAUGGCGUGCAGGAAUCUUCUCCCCUCCAGAUUGGGGGGAAUUCGGUUCGGCGUCCCGCUGCAGAAGCUACACCCCCUGUCACGUGCCAUCCACCAGUGCUACUCUGCCAACACCACCCCUCAGAGACCCCCUCACCGCCAUUACACCUCCCUCUCCAGACUCCCCGUGCGGCCCCCGAGGUCUCGGUCGGGACACGGCUACCAGCAGCAGCGCUCCUUCUGGGCGGCACGUCUGGCGGCUCGGCUGCUGAAGCUGCGCUACAUCCUGCUGGGAUCCGCCGUCGGAGGAGGCUACACCGCUAAGAAGACAUACGACGAGUGGAAGGAAAUGCUUCCCGAUCUGAGCGAGUACACGUGGAUCGUACCUGACUUCGUGUGGGAGCUCAGCGAAAAUAUCGAUUUAGAGAAGCUAGCGAGCGCGUUGCCUGAAAUGGAGGAGAUCGCUAAGCUGCUGCCGGACUUCGAGAAGAUUGGGGAGAACUUCACUUUCCUCAAGAGCCUGCUGUCCAGUGGUGUGAAUAGUGCAGUCAUUGGAGCUUCUGAUCUGCGUCUGUUGUUAGAAACGCCAGGUGAGCCAAACCUGAACGCACCCGACAUCCAGCCGACGGCAGCUGGCGCUGAAAGCAGUGACAAGUUUAAGAAGCAGGGGCUGCUCGGAGAACUCAUUCUCAUUCAGCAGCAGAUCCAGCAGCACGAGGAAGAAGUUCGGCGGGCGGCGGCCAGUAACGAGCCCCGCCCAGGCCGUGCUCAGACUCCGCCCCCCAGCCAGGCCCCGAAAUUCCCCCACAAGUCUUCGGAUAAAGAGAAAGUCGACCAGCUGCAAGAGGAGCUCCUUCGCACACAGCUGAAGUAUCAGCGGAUGUUGGAGCGCCUGGAGAAGGAGAAUAAAGAGCUGAGGAAAGUGGUGCUGCAGAAAGAUGACAAAGGCAUUCAUCAGAGGAAAGUCAAGAAGUCGUUGAUUGACAUGUACUCUGAAGUCCUGGACAUUCUUUCAGAUUAUGAUUCCAACUACAACACUCAGGAUCACCUGCCAAGGGUGGUGGUUGUAGGCGACCAGAGCGCAGGAAAGACCAGCGUGUUGGAGAUGAUCGCUCAGGCUCGGAUCUUCCCUCGAGGCUCGGGAGAGAUGAUGACCAGGUCUCCCGUCAAGGUGACGCUGAGUGAAGGCCCUCAUCAUGUGGCCAUGUUCAAAGACAGCAGCCGUGAGUUCGACCUGGGAAAAGAAGACGAUCUGGCAGCACUGAGGCGUGAGAUUGAGCUGAGGAUGAGGAAGAGCGUGAAGGACGGCCAGACAGUCAGUCCUGAGACGAUCUCAUUAAGUGUGAAAGGCCCGGGGAUCCAAAGGAUGGUUCUAGUGGACUUACCAGGAGUGAUCAGUACGGUGACCACUGGAAUGGCUGCAGACACCAAGGAGACCAUCUUCAGCAUCAGUAAAGCGUACAUGCAGAACCCAAACGCCAUCAUCCUGUGUAUUCAAGAUGGAUCAGUAGAUGCAGAGCGCAGUAUAGUCACUGAUCUGGUCAGUCAGAUGGACCCUCAGGGCAAGAGGACCAUUUUUGUCUUGACCAAAGUGGACCUGGCCGAGAAGAACCUUGCGAGCCCGAGCCGAAUCCAGCAGAUCAUUGAAGGCAAGCUGUUUCCUAUGAAAGCUCUGGGCUACUUCGCUGUAGUGACUGGAAAAGGCAGCAGCAGUGAAAGCAUCGACUCUAUUAAAGACUACGAAGAGGACUUCUUUAGGAACUCCAGAAUGUUAAGAGAGGGGAUGCUGAAGGCCCACCAGGUGACGACGAAGAACCUGAGCCUGGCUGUGUCUGACUGCUUCUGGAAAAUGGUGCGAGAGUCUGUGGAGCAGCAAGCGGACGCGUUUAAAGCAUCUCGCUUUAACCUGGAGACCGAGUGGAAAAAUAAUUACCCCCGGUUACGAGAGCUGGACAGGAACGAGCUGUAUGAAAAAGCCAAGAACGAGAUCCUGGAUGAGGUGAUCAGCUUGAGUCAAGUCACUCCGAAACACUGGGAGUCCAUCCUGCAGAAGAAGCUGUGGGAACGAGUCUCCACUCACGUCAUUGAGAACAUCUACCUUCCCGCCGCUCAGACCAUGGACUCGGGCACCUUCAACACCACUGUAGAUAUCAAACUGAAGCAGUGGACGGACAAACAGCUGCCCCACAAAGCGCUGGAGGUAGCGUGGGAGACGCUGCAGGAGGAGUUCGCUCGCUUCAUGGCCGAGUACAAAGGGAAAGAUCAGGACGACAUCUUCGACAAGCUGAAGGAAGCGGUGAAGGAGGAGAGCAUUAAGAGGCACAAGUGGAACGAGAGAGCCAUGGACAGUUUGCGAGUGAUCCAGCACAACGCACUGGAGGACCGCUCCAUCACGGACAAACCUCAGUGGGACGCCGCCAUCCACUUCAUGGAGGAGACGCUGCAGUCUCGCCUUAAAGACACUGAGUCAGUGAUAGCCGACAUGGUGGGACCCGACUGGAAGCAGAGAUGGCUAAACUGGAAGAAUCGCACACCGGAACAGCACGUCCGUAACGAAACCAAAAACGAGCUGGAGCGUCUGCUGAAGCUGCACGAGGACCACACGGCGUACCUGGCCAACGACGAGGUCACCACCGUGCGCAAGAACCUGGAGGCCCGGGGAGUAGAGGUGGACCCGGUGCUGAUUAAGGACACGUGGCACCAGCUGUACCGACGUCACUUCCUUCAGAAGGCCUUGUUCCACUGUAACCUCUGUCGACGAGGGUUUCACUACUACCAGAGGCACUUUGUAGAUUCUGAGCUCGAGUGCAACGAUGUGGUCUUGUUCUGGAGAAUUCAGCGGAUGCUGGGCAUCACAGCCAACACUCUCCGCCAGCAGCUCACCAAUACAGAAGUGCGGCGCUUGGAGAAGAACGUGAAGGAGGUGCUGGAGGAUUUCGGCGAGGACAGCGAGAAGAAAGUGCAGCUGAUUACGGGAAGGAGAGUUCAGCUGGCUGAAGACCUCAAAAAAGUACGAGAAAUCCAGGAGAAACUUGAAGCCUUCAUAGAAGCUCUUCACAAGGAGAAGUAGUGCAGCAGAAACUGCAGACGCCAUUAAAGCCCUCGGAGAGAGACGCACUGAUCCAAGAAGACCCAUUCAUUUUGCUGCUUUUUUUCCUGCUUUUAAACUUUGCCACACACACACACACACACACACAUACACACACACAUGUGUAAGCCUGUUUAGGUUCCAUCUCACAACUCACAACUCUGCUUCAUUCUGUCCUGCCGCAGCAUCUGAUCACCAGCGUCUGAUCCGAUCAUCAGACAUGUUAUACAGCACAGACAGGUGAGAAAGACAAACACAGAGACAGGCAGAUAGAUGUACAGAUAGACACACGCACACACACACACACACACACACACACACACAUAUGUACAAAAGUGCACACGGUUGAUAAAAAAUUACAUAAACAUAGACAGACGUACAAACAUACACACACAGACAAAGAUGUACAAAAAUAUACACACACAGAUAGACAGAGAAAUACAAAUGUACACACAGAUAGCUAGACAAACAUGCACACACACACACACUGAUGGACAGGGAGACACACACAGACAGACAGACGUACAAACUUACACUCACACAGGCAGACAGAGACACACAAACAUAAACACACACAGACAGACGUACAAACGUACAUACACUCAACCACAGGUGUGCAAACAUAUGCACACACACAGACAGAGGAACCAAAGCGUGCACUCGCGCACACACACACACACACACACACACACACACACACACACAUACACACAUAGAUAGAUUUACAAAUGGAGACACACAGACAGACAGAUAUAUAUACACACAGACAGACAGACAGAUAGAUAUACACACAGACAGACAGACAGAUACAGACAGAUAGAUAGAUAUAUACACACAGACAGACAGACAGAUAGAUAGAUAGAUAGAUAGAUAGAUAUAUACACACAGACAGACAGACAGACAGAUAGAUAGAUAUAUACACACAGACAGACAGACAGACAGAUAGAUAGAUAGAUAUAUACACACAGACAGACAGACAGAUAGAUAGAUAGAUAGAUAUAUACACACAGACAGAUACAGACAGAUAGAAACACACACACAGACAGACAGAGACAUACAGACAGAUAGAUACAGACAGACAGACAGAUAGAUAGAUACACACAGACAAACAGAUACAGACAGACAGACAGAUAUAUAUAUAUAUAUAUACACACACACACACACACACACACACACACACACACAGAUAGAUACAGACAGACAGCUUUUGUGUGUUGUCUCUUCCCUCAUUUCCCGUAAGUCCGGCUCUCGUACUGUUCUUCUCCUCGUCUUUGCUUCUUUAAUUUGCAGCGCUGUUUAUUACGAGCCCUCGUGCUUCACCUCACACGCUGUUCAUAUCCCAGCUGGAGCGUUCCACAUUUUUCUCUUUAUUUCAGACCUCGUGCACUUUUUGGCCAGCGUUCGCUCCUUGGUUAAUGAGCGAGCGAUCAUUAUUGUGACCUCAGACCCACACUGUAGGUGAAAUAACACCGAGCUGUAACGCUAGUGUGAGGUUCGUGUAAUUAGCAUGUCCUUUAUUUAAAAACAAAAACAAGCACUUAAACACAAGAGUUUCAUGCUUUCUGCAGAAUUUCACACACAGUGUGUCAUUGUGUUAUGAUUCUGUUGUUCAGAAACGUUUCUAAGCCCUUAUUUCUACAACAAUCUCUCUUAACGCGGCGCUUAUGAGAUAAAUUCGCCCUGCUUUACCCGCGUCAUUGCUGUUCUUAUUUUUUUCCCUUCAUUCCCAGCCAUUCUGCACAUUUUUAUAAUCUCUCGCUAACAUUCAUCCUAACUACAUGGAGGAAUAUUAUUUAUUCCAAACACUCUGUAUGUAUAAACAGGUCAAUAUACAUUGUAUACAUGUAGAAGUUUAUGAAAUCAUGGAUCAGCGAUCGCAGCGAGGGGCUCGUAUCACCGUGAUGCUCAUAACACAACUGAAAAUAUCCAGAAACGUUCUGCAGCUCUAACAUUAUUUCUCCUCUGGUGUAGAUUGUAAUGUUUGCAUGUCAUGUUCCAUCGGUUUAUUUAUUAAAUUGGUGUUGAAGGUGAAAUAAAAUGGAUAUUAAUUCAAUGCUUUUUGAUUUGAUUCAUGGAAAUAAAAACGUGAAAAUA